Hansenula anomala is the source of this 981-nucleotide messenger RNA. RefSeq names its product Sfc1p (gene SFC1). NCBI's taxonomy places the organism in Eukaryota, Fungi, Ascomycota, Saccharomycetes, Phaffomycetales, Wickerhamomycetaceae. Gene Ontology annotation, biological process: fumarate transport; succinate transport; transmembrane transport. The transcript has a single exon. The record is from RefSeq and is a predicted model, not a curated record. The coding region runs from base 1 to 981 and encodes 326 amino acids.
AUGUCAGAUAAGAAGAAAUCAUCAAGCACAGCUGUCAACCUGAUUGCAGGUGGUACUGCUGGUUUAUUUGAAGCAUUAUGUUGUCAUCCAUUAGAUACCAUCAAAGUUAGAAUGCAAUUGCAUCGUAAAUCAGGAAUUGUUAAAAACCCUGGUUUCAUUACAACUGGUAUAUCAAUUGCUAAAAAAGAAGGUGUUACUGGUUUAUAUAAAGGUUUAGGAGCUGUUGUUAUGGGUAUUAUACCAAAAAUGGCUAUAAGGUUUUCUUCAUAUGAAUUUUAUAGAGGUUUAUUGAAAGAUCCAAAUACUGGUGUCAUUACAACUGGUUCAACUUUUUUGGCAGGUGUUGGUGCUGGUAUCACUGAAGCUUGUCUUGUUGUUAAUCCAAUGGAGGUUGUUAAAAUUAGAUUACAAGCUCAACAUCACUCAAUGUCUGAUCCUUUAAGUGUACCAAAAUAUAGAAAUGCUGGUCAUGCUGUUUAUGUUAUUAUUAAAGAAGAAGGUUUUAAAACUCUUUAUAGAGGUGUUUCAUUAACUGCUGCAAGACAAGCUACAAAUCAAGGUGCAAAUUUUACAGUUUAUUCCAAAUUAAAAGAAUAUUUAACUGAACAUCAUACACAAAAUGGUAAUAAUGGUGUCAUUCCAAGUUGGCAAACUUCUUGUAUUGGGUUGAUUAGUGGUGCUAUUGGUCCUUUUUCAAAUGCUCCUUUAGAUACUAUAAAGACUAGACUACAAAAAGAAACUAAACAAGCUAGUGCAGCUGGUGAAGAAAUUAAACAAAGUGCAUUGAGUAGAAUUACAAGAAUUGGUAAAGAUUUGAUUAAAGAAGAAGGUGUUGGUGCUUUAUAUAAAGGUAUUACCCCAAGAGUUAUGAGAGUUGCCCCAGGUCAAGCUGUUACUUUUACCGUUUAUGAAAUUGUUAGAGGAUGGUUGGAACAAUUACCUGCAUUGUCUAAUAAAGAAGCUUCUGCUUUUGAUGAGUAG